This is a messenger RNA of Perkinsus marinus ATCC 50983, 384 nucleotides long. RefSeq lists its product as hypothetical. The record is from RefSeq and is a predicted model, not a curated record. The annotation marks the transcript as partial. NCBI's taxonomy places the organism in Eukaryota, Perkinsozoa, Perkinsida, Perkinsidae. The transcript has 3 exons.
AUGUCAAAUGAUGAUAUUCUAACCAACAUCGUGAUGGGUACUGGAGGUGCUGGGGAUGCUAAGGGGCAGCUUAGUGAUAGUCUCAAACAACAGAACAUUAUGACUGGCGAAUUACUGCAUUGGUCUGCUGGGUUAGACUCUGCAACGGUUAGACUAUCUGAGCCUCUACUCCACUGGGGAUUUGGCUCUACUUCCAAGUUCGAUGAAAUACAUUAUAGAACAGGGGUACUAGGUGAUGGCGCUCUAGGAGAUGUGUUCUCCCCUGAUGUAUUCCGUCUACUGGAAGAAGAAGCUGAUUAUAAAUCGUUACGGGACGACCUAGUCAAACUGACCAUAGGCGCGAAGUUUGAUGACGGUGUAUGCCCCUUCGGGAUAGGUGCCUGC